Molecule: messenger RNA, 5519 nt
Organism: Linum trigynum
Lineage: Eukaryota; Viridiplantae; Streptophyta; Magnoliopsida; Malpighiales; Linaceae
Source: the annotation of a GenBank genome assembly
UCAUCUUCUCAUUUCCAUCCGCGAGAGAAGCAGAGAAUCAGAGAGCGUACAGGGGAGCUGGGGAGAAUUUCCAAAGCUCGAAUCUUGAGCCCUAGUGAUCCAAAAAUCCCGUAAGUAAUGCCUAAUUCAUCCAUGCAUCAUGAUUUAUCAAUUUAGAGCUUUAAAAGGAGUUUUUGGAUCAGGAAUUUCUUGAAUUCCCGAUAAGCCAAAUUAGGAUUUCGGAGUAUCCGGAAGCCGGAUUGAGCCCAAAUUUCAUAUACGAGCUUCCUGCAGCGAGGUAAUCAACCCUCUAGUUCUAAUCCCUGAAUUUAGGCUAUUAUUUCGGUCAGAUCCGGAAUCGCUGAAUUUAGCUCCGGCCAGGGUUUGAUGUGUUUUUAUCAAGAAUUUCACCCAGAGCCUAGAACUAAUAUUGACAGGGAUACUGCAGGGGAUAUUAGGACGGUCUCGGAUUUUAAUUCGGGGUUCGUUCUUAAAAUUGACAUUUUAGUACGGGAAGGUUAAACCGGUGUUUGAACGACCAGAACUGGUGAGGGAUUAGCACGGCAUACCGGGUUUGUCGUAUCACGAUAAUUAUAUUGAUGCUUAGAAUUGAUCUAGGUGAACUAGAAUGGCAUGAUUAGGGGUGUAUGGACUUUUAUGCUAUAUGAUGAAUCAUGGAUUGUUGUAUGAUAUUAUUGACUUGCCCUAGCCGAUAUAGACCUUGUUUAUGUUGAUGAUUGCUUACAUGUUGCCAUUUGUGGCUUAACCGUUGAUAUGACUUCAUGGCUGUUCGAUCAGGUGUUUUGACAUGAUGUGAUAUUGUGGUUGUUUUUGGAUUCACAAGUGGGGGAAAUAAACUUCCCAGGGCGAUAUUAUGAUGUUUAAGGAGGAUGACUUACACGAGGGUUUAUCCCGAGGAAGUGCAAUUAUACGACUCGUGAUUUACCUAUGUUGAGCCAAUUAUGGCCAGGUCAAGUACAUGUGCAAGUAAUGAAUUAUGAUUAAGCAAGAUGAGAUAUGAAUCAUGUAUAAUGAUACCAAAUAUGAGUGUUGUGGUCUCAUGGUCAACUACAUAGUAAUUAUGGCUCCCUAUGCUAUUACUCUAUUAUGAUAUGUAUGAUAGUCACACCUCUCAUAUGGUGGUGACUGAAGAACUUUUACGAGAUAUGACCACACCCAGAGCGGUGUCGGGGUAUGACUACACCCAUAGUGGUGUGGGGUAUGUAUGACUACAUCCGACGGGAUGUGGGGUAUGUUUCCCGGGAGAGUUAUUAGCAUGGGAGUAGCCAGGCGCCUAUGAGUAAAACAUGAUAAGAUGCAUAUGCAUAAGCCAAGGUGGUUGAGUCUUUUGCCUAUUGGGAUGUCGGAGGGCUGAGAUCUAAUCCCAGUGCUUUGGCUUGUUUGCUAGAUGUAUGGUAGGGGUAUGCUCUGUUAUGAACUCACGAUGCUAUGAUUAUCUCACUCAGCUAUGAGCUGACCCUCUUUAUCCUUUUUCUCUGAUUAUGCCAUGUGUAAGCAGAUCAUCAUCAUCAGCAGCAGUAGAUAGGUGUAUAGGUGGGAGCUGAGAAAGAGUUGAAGGCAAGAUGAGGUAUGGUCUUCAACCAUUCUGUGCUUGGACUACUACUCGGGAUUUUGGCCAGUGAUCCACACCUUUUUGUAAAAGAAUGUUUUGAGAAUGUUUUUCAUGUGCAUACUAGCUUCUGAUGUAGUGUUAGAUAUCCACAGGUGUGGCAAGUUAAUGAUAUGUGUAUAUUUAUGUGGUUGUGUAAGUUAUGACGAUUAUGGCUUGUAUCAGUAUGGUAUGCAGUUGUGUAGUAUGAAAGUGUGACUAUGGCUAAGAAAAGCCAAUGCAUAUGUUUGUGUUGAAUUAUUUUGCAGGAUAAGUUGCAAGAACUGUUAGCCCAUUACGCGAGUAAUUCAUGACGAAAUUUUAUUUGGGUAAAUUUUGAUAAUUAAUGUAACACCCGAGAUUAAUUCCGCUGCAAUUGUAUGAACAAUAUGAUUAGGCAAAACGUAUAGGGUAGGGUGUUACAUUGCUCGGCCUGUGAUGACGUGGCUCGAAUUCCGAGAGGCACCCGGGCUUAAAAACCUCAGCAUGCACAUGAUUUGGAUAGACAAGAAGGUUCAUUUACAAUUUAGUUACAGGAUUGCAUAACCUAUUCAUAAGUGCUUUUAAACCAGUGUACCAUGUAGUUUGAAACCGCUAAACUGUUUAUCUUAUAGGCACGAUUGAUCGAGUCGUGGUUAAUGAAAAAGACAUCAGCGAGAUUUCUCGCAGGAUUAAAGUCGGGAACCUUUAUCGUUUUGAUUCGGUGAUGGCUAUACCAGCAAGAGAGAAUCCUAGGAUUGUUGCAGGAGAGUUAAAGAUACACAUAACUCCCGAACAAAACAUCUCCAGAAUUGAAGAAGACCCAGAUGAGCCACGAUUACCCAUCGGCUGGGACAUUGGGAUGGCCUUUUUGAUAGUACCACUUCAGACAAAUACCAUUGACUAUCUUACAGGUACGCUUGACUAUCUCAGUUUCCCAUGCUAAAAUAAAUGUAAACUUUAAAAUGACAAACUCUUCUGUCAACCAUAGAUAUCACUGCAUGCGUCAGGCGUAUCAAUGUUCCUACAACAGUUCGGGGUACUCUCAAAGAAUUCCACAUGGUCAUACAGGAUGUGAGGUGCGUUCUAUAGAAUAAUAUACUACUUUAUCAAUUAUAUGAAUCAUCAACCUCACAUGCAUCUGCCACAAACAGUGGCGCUAAGGCAACUGUUCUGUAUCGAGGAUAUGACAUUUUGAAGUUCUUAGAGGAUGCGCUGACAGCCUAGGCUCACCUGCCCCUCAUUGUUAAAAUCAAAUAUGCUAUUCGAGUGUCGUCUCUAUCCAGCCAGAAAUAUAAGUAUCAUUUUGAAUCCACCCCUGCCACUGAGUUGAUAAUCAGAUCUUAUACAGGCACAUUCAAGGAAAUUAUGCACAUGUACACUCCUCUUUGAACAAGUGUUAUUCAUUCUUCCAUUCAUAUAUACUGCCAAUCAACCAGAACAAAGAUAACACUUUUUAUUAUUUUGCUACAACCAGCUUCCUUCAUAGCCGCAGGUAGGUUUACUACGCCAACAACAGUAAGAAAACAGACUGCCUUCGAUCAACAGUUGAAAAGAAAACACUCGCUGACAUCAAAGCUAUGCUUGCAUCUGAUCAGAGCUGCCACAAGGUUAGUUGGGACAAAAUGCUUCAUAAAUAGCUACAUCCCGCAAUUACAUUUUACAAACAAACAUAUCUAACUAAGAUGUACCAUUCAUAUUAGGUGCUUUACUGUGACAAGUUCCACAUAUCACAGUUGAAAUUUCGAAAAGGUAUCUGCAGAGCAUUUGAGGAAUGGCCAGAGUAAGUUCCUAUUUCAAUGUGAACAUCACAUCUAUUAUUUCCUAAUUUAUCCACAAAUAAGCUAACAUAACUUCUCGCUUAUAUUUAUGACUAGCUUGCACUAUCAGCUCGAAGUCAAGUGUGAACAAGGAUCUGAUGAUAUUGAUGCCAUACUAGACCAUGAGGCAACUCUCUCAAUAAUCGGAAUGUCACCAAACAAGUAUGUGAAACUCGAUGCGGAAGCGGCUAAGGCAUUGCUGAUCAAAAAAUGCAGCAGAAUGUUUGCAGGUGAGCUGUACAUCGGUUCCUCAGAUCUGAGGAACAGAACCGCACCAGCCAAACCUCACAUCAGAGUUUCAACACUUUGGCAUACCUCAAGAAUCGACAAGUGAUCGUCAACACCAAUGACAGAAAGAGUCCCUGAUGCGUGUUAUCUACCUCUAUUAUCCUCCUUCCUUAACUAAGUUUUCAUUCUCCAAGUCCAAUGAGGACAAAACAAUGUUUAAAUUUGAUUAGGCAGUUCGCUAGGACUUCUGGAUUUCACAAGGCUGUUAUGUACUAUCUUUUGUUUUUAUGCCUUGAUACACUAAAUCCCCAUCACAGUUUCGUGCACCCAACUAUAAUGUAUCUACAAUGCCAUCAUUCUUGGUUUGACAACAAUGAUGCUUGAUGAAGACAGCUAGGUCACACAAUCGAGCGGCCCCGUGUACGCUGAUAACAUAUAUUGACAUUUCUACGCGACAGAGCAUGGCCUAAGCUUAACAAUACCAUAGAAAAAACUCUAUCCAACAACUAUCUCAACCAUUUCCAGAUUACAUGCAUACAAAAAUAUAUCAUGAUCCAUGAAAUUACUCAAGCCAAACUUAUCCCGCCGCGGAGCGCGGGCUGAUUACUAGUAUAUUAUAUAAUGCAUACUUAAUACUUUGCACAACCACUAAAGAGCCAAGCGUUCUUUCUUUUUUGAACCCAUUAUCAUAAAGUUCAUUCAUAUGUUAUAUUUGUUCUUGUUGAAUGUAGGUAACAACAUAUAUCCUAAUUUAGAUAAAGCUCGUACAUUAUAUUGGAUGAAAACAUGAAAAGAAGGUCUUUUCAGCCUCUAAUAACUGCUAAAAGAAUAAGCAAUUCACAUAGACAUACUCAUACCCAAUUCAUUAUUGCCUCUAUAACAUUGGUAUAUAUUUCGUUAGGUGGCUACUUCUAAUGAUUGUAAGAUAAUUACAUUAGUUGUGUAAUUGUGUAAAAGGGUAAUUUGAUUGUUAUGUUUUAUUCAUUUUAAAUAUUAUGUAUUAAAUAAGAGUGUUUUUCUCGCGUAAUGAUAAUGUUAUGUUACAUAAUCUGAUUGACCAAAUAAUUAAACAAAUUAAACUUUAUUUUUGUUAAUUUGAUUGGUUUGAUGAGGAUAUUGUACUUCAUGGUUAAUAGAAAUUAAACCUACUUGGUUUAGUAGUUACUAUGAUAACCAUUUGAGUAACCCCUAAUAAAAGUGUUUGAUAAUUUCUGUACAUAUACGCUUUUGACUUAUAUAAAAAGAAUGUAUCUUUGUUCAUAAUUUUACGAAUGGUUGAUCAAUUCUCUUCAAACCAAAUUUAUUAAAUUUGCGAAGAUGUACCAUGGAGAGCAGUAAUUUUUUAAUAUGGAUAGUGUGAAAUAGUUGGAGAAAUUAUAAACAACUUAUAGGGCUAAAUUGCAAGUUUGGUCACUGGAAUUACUUAAAAAAUUCACGUUUGCCACUAAAAUUAAUUUAUUUCAUCGGUAGUCACUUAAAUUAAGUUAAUAGUUCAAGUUUGGUCACUGGCCGUUAGUCUCCGUUAACUUUUGCUGAUGUGGCGGUCAACUCUUAUAGUUGACCGUUAAAUUAGUGACGUGGCAAUUAAAAAAUUAAUAAAAUAAAAUAAUUUAAUUAUUUUAUUUUCCACCUAAUUAUUAUAAAAAUAAAAAAAUCAUAAUUCCUCUUUAAUUAUUAUUUUCCACUCACCAUUCCUCUCCCCUCCGGUCGACGACCUCUCUCGGCCGGCCAAGCCCCGCGCCAUCACCGUCUUGUCCACCGACGUGUACUGCUGCUCCAUGUUGUUGCUGCUUGCGUCGUUUAAGUUAAUAACCGUACGGAAAGGGAGUACCGGCGGCGUCAUUUGGGCCGGCGCGACAAUUUCCCGCUUGGUGGUGGAGUUGUAAUUAAUGUUUAUUAUUAUG